Molecule: messenger RNA, 4124 nt
Organism: Aplysia californica (California sea hare)
Lineage: Eukaryota; Metazoa; Mollusca; Gastropoda; Aplysiida; Aplysiidae
Biological process (GO): signal transduction
Molecular function (GO): protein binding
Source: RefSeq, a predicted model, not a curated record
UCCUCGCAGCGACCUUUAUUCGUGAUAAAACAAUCAACGAGGCAAUAUCAUUUCCGUUUGUGCGGUACAGCUAAUGCAUGCCAUCCUGACUAACACUGUGCGCAAACGUCAUUUGGGUGACCGUGUCACCUAAUCUGUAGCCAGGAAUCAGCCACUCUCGGGUUAGCAUAGGCUAGCCAACUCUUUAUUCUUCUCACUUGUACUCCGCUGCUCGGAUAUGAAGGACUUCCUUGUAACGUUGUUAUAAUUUAAGGACGCCGUUUCAGUGUGUUUAGUGUUCAUGAUACAAUCAAGAAGGGAUAAAUAAGGGCAUCAGAAGGAGUUCCAGGAUGUUGCUGUUGCUGAAGGCUGUCAGAAGCGAGAACAUCAUCAACUACAAAAGGAAGAAAUCGGAACUCUGACACUUCAUUGGCUGAUGCCUGUAUUUUUUGCUUUCCGUCGUUCAUUUCCUUAUUGAUCCCUUGUGAAGAUAAAGGAAAGUUGUGUAAUAUUUGAAAGAGUUAGUGGGUUUGAGAGAUAGAAGAGUACAUUAAUGAGUGGGAGAGAAAGAGAGAGAGAGAGAGAGAGAGAGAGAGAGAGAGAGAGAGACAGAGACAGAGACAGAGAGACAGGGAGAGUUGAAAACCAUGGCGAGGUGGAUUCGAAGUGUAGCGAAGCUUGCAUUGGUUCUUCUGAUGGCUGCUGAUAUUAUUCUGUGCGUUGUCAUGCGACAAUCACCGAAGCUGCCUUCUCGGACCAUGAACCCAAGACUUCAUGACCUUGUACCUGAAACAGAACGACAAAGAACGGAAGCAAUCCAACCCUUUUCCUCAAAUGAGCCCGGAGGAAAAACGUUCCUCAUGAGUGAUAAUGAUGGUGCCUUUUCUGACCACACGAGGAAAGCCUUUUCCCAGAAAAACUGGAAUUUUGAAAUGGAUCAAGGGAAAGAAUACAGUGCCUCUUCAGACGGUAAGAAUGAUGUCACUCGUGUGUCACCUGCACGUCGGCAUGGCCUCACUGACGUCACAACGGACGCACACGGUUCUCCUGGCUGGUCAGAAAAGUUAUCUAUCCACAGCCCUGGUCUCCAAACAAUGGUCAUGGAACCCUACAGAGAAUCGCCAAUUUUUGCGACCAGAGACUCCGAUGAGGUUGGUCUGCGCCGCAGUACAGUUUGGUCCGGCUGCCCUCCUCGAUGUUUCUGCAAUGGCACAGCGGACGGGGAGAUCACUCUGGUGGACUGUACUGGGAUCGCCCUGACAGCCUACCCGUUACUCCCGGACACCGCUGUCACUGUCAUUCUCCGGGAUAAUUUAAUAUCCAACCUGACUCAAGAAUGUAUUGGACAAACCCCGAAUUUAAAUACUCUCGACUUAUCUAAAAACAACAUCUCGGAACUACCACAUAGUGCUUUCAGUCCUUUAAGAAAUUUGGCUCUUCUUAUCAUGUCAGAGAACAACAUAUCUGAAAUGAAGUCUACACCUUUCCAUGCGCUUACCAAUCUGGUGACUCUGGAUCUGUCUUCUAAUAAACAGAUGCAGCUUCAGCCAGGAAAUUUCUAUGGUUUAGCAAACUUGAAGCAAUUAAAACUAAGCAACUGCGGACUUAAGAAGCUCGUGAAUGAUACUUUCAUUGGUCUUGAUUCUCUCCAAGUCUUGGAUCUGAGUUCUAACGAGUUGACGUACACCGAUGGAACGUAUGAAGACGGGUGUUUUUCUGAUCUUACAACUUUGGAACAGCUUUUUAUCCGUCAAAAUAAUCGCAUUGAAGAUUUGUAUUUCUCGCUAAAAGACAGUAAAGCCCGACAACACGAUAAGAAAAAUAAAGGUGGCCCGGGCUUUCCACCAAGUCCCGAGGACUUCAAGUACCAGCCCAGUGACACGAAUAUUUGGAAUGACUCUGCACGCUCCACUCAUGACAUCGGUUUAGGAGUCGUGAAGCAAAGCACACCGACAUCAACCGGGGCAAGUGCCAAUCACCCUCUUCGUUCGCACUACUCACAAAGUCAUAGCCUGAAAGAUGUUUAUGAAGAAAAUUUUAACGAUUCUUCUGCAAUGGCUUUAAAUGAUCGAAAUAUGGGUGUUGUAUAUGAUUACCCUAGUGUAGCGUUGUCAAAUUUAAGAAAUCUUCGACUACUUCACCUUGACAGUGUGCCCGAUGCUGUGUUCGGUCCUGGGUUUCAAUUCCUAAAUAAACUAAAUACUCUCUUGUUCUCGGACGAUUCAGGCUUUUUUGGUAAUGUGAAACCGUCUCUUUUCGAUCACCUUAAUUCAACAACUUCGCCAUUAACUAUUGCAAUGGGGGGCUGUGGGAUUGAUAGUAUUCCGCCAGAACUAUUCAGACCAGUUCCAAACAUUGUCUCUCUGCACUUAGAUAAUAACUAUAACCUCAUGUUGGAUGGGGUUUACAACGCCACAGUCGGUCUUGCAAACUCAAAUCUUACAGAACUGAUUGUUAACAGUAUCGUACCGUCUAUGGAACAUGUUUUUUAUUUAUCUCGCAAGAUAUUUUAUAAUUUGAUUAGUACACCAUUGAGACGCCUAAAAUUGAGUAAAAACCGAAUAUAUGCCAUAGACCCGUUGUUGUUUAUGUGUUUACCCCCUCUUCUUGAGGAAUUAGAUUUAUCUGAUAAUUAUUUGAUAUCAGCAGGUAGUGUGCCAUUUUUGGUUUGUAUGAAGAAUUUAAAAAUGUUAGAUAUAAGCCGACAAGUCAAUUUUCAUGUGUCCAGUAACGAUACCUUCAACAGUUGGGCCGAAAAUAGCAGUUUAGGAGGAAGUUGGUAUCACGAAAAUACGUACCCCAAAGCAGUAAGUGACGAGUACACGUGUCCUGAUUAUUUAAAUUUUCCUUUUCACGUAGCACAUAGUAAUCCCUUUCGCUGUCAUUGUCCAAAGCCGAAGCUAGAUUCCAUGUCUCCGUACCAUGACACCCAGAUGAAAAGAAUACCAGAAAAUGUGAAAUUGUAUAGCCCGUCGCACCUUCCUAACAUAACUGUAGCGUUGAGAGGUCUGCAUGCUGAUAAUAAUAAUAUGCCCUACCAACAAGAAAUGCAAUCUGAAACCAACACAGCCGUCUUCCCAUAUCACAGUUUCGAAGAGUCAGAGCCAUCUCCUAGUGAUGGAAAGGAAAAUCACGGAUUUCAACACAAGAAGGUCCUGAAACGUCUCAAAAGAAAUAGAAAAGCAAUACGAGCAUCUUCUAAUGCCCCAACCAUCCCCUUUCCUCCGAAAUUAGAAGUGCUGAAGGCAAACAAGAUGCACUUGCCGUACGGGAUUCCAGAACUCACUAUUGGAAGUCCAAAUUCGUUGAAACAUUUGGAGUACUCAUUCAACUCGGCUUUUUGUUGGGCAGGUCCCUUGCUAAACCUUCCCCAUCUCCAGUAUCUUGAUCUUUCUCAUAAUUUGUGCCGCCUUGUGAACUUACGGUUCUUUUACGGCCUUACUGCUGUAACAACACUGCUUAUAAAUCACAACAGUCUCGGGCAUCCGCUCAGUUUGGACGAGGAAGGACAAUUUUUCUCCUACUUGACCAAUCUUGAAAACUUAGAAAUGAGAUCCAAUCUGAUAAGCUCUUUACCGGCUGGAAUUCUGUCAAAGAACACAAAUCUCAAACACAUAGAUAUGUCCCAGAACUUCAUGGCAACGUUUGAGGUCGACCUUAGCAAUGCCUCCUACUUACUUCUGUUGAAUCUCUCAAGUAACGUGCUCCCUGGACUGUCUGACACCUCCAUUGAACAAUUACGGCACACCAGACAUAACCAGAAAUCGUCCACUAGUCUUUCAAUUGACUUCAGAGGUCAAGUGUUGAGCUGCUCUUGUCAGUACUUGGAAUUCCUUCACUUCCUCUGCUCCGAACCUGAAGCCUUCGUAAGUCCUCGCGAGCUCAACUGUUCUAUGCCGCGGUCAUGGCACAGACACCGUUCUAAACAGUUCCCGCACUUCUGCGCCGACCUUCCCUUGAUACAGCUCGGAUGUCGCUCACAGGAUGUGUUCCUAGCGAUGGUGGUGCUCACUGUUGUCUUUGCUUCUACUCUGAUUCUCCUGGCUGCCGCACACCAUUAUCGCUGGCGACUGCAGUACCUCUUCUACGUAGGCCAACCUCGCAACCGUCUGCCCAGUGUGGACGUCUACCUCACGUACGACGAG